AUGCUUACUGCCAAACUGGCUGGUCAUACCGAACCUGUAUCAGCACUCACACAAUCAUUGCAAUCGUCCAUUAUUGCAAGUGCUUCUGAGGAUUCCACAGUCAGAAUAUGGGAUAUGACUACCCUUCAAACAACAAAAAUACUGUAUCCACCUACUCCACAAUCUAGUCCUACAACUAAAGUCGAUUCAUGCAGUGACGAUGAUGAAUGCGAUGGACCAGUUGCUAUUAGCUUUGCUGCCAAUUCACCCAAUUUAAUAUUUGCUGCUGUUGGAUCGUCACUUGUCCUCGGCGAUUUGCGAUUAAAUGGUGCGUCAAAUUCAUGGCAGCAACUCUUUAGUGCUUCAGAAAACAUCAAUAAAAUUUCUGUUCAUUCAAAUGAACUGCACGUUGGUUUGGCUGAUGAUUCUGGCAGUGUCUAUGUGUUGGAAACAGCAAAAAUACCUUAUAAACCAUAUCGAAAGAUUCGUAAAGUGCAUACCAAUAUUGCGACCAGCGUGUGCUUUCGACCAAAAAAGUCAUGGGAGAUAUGGUCUGGCAGUAUGGACUAUUCUGUAAUCCAAUGGGAUUAUUCGCGUGGUUCAGUGCUCAAUCAUUAUCAACAUGACCCUCUCGUUCAGCCUAAUCUGGCAGCUGAUAAUCCAUUUGCACAAGGUUUGAAUCCUCCAUUUGUAUAUGAUACCGCCUUCAAUUCAAUGGGAAAUACAUUUAUUGCAGCUUUGGGAGAUGGAUCCAUUGACUGGAUGCAUUGGCCAACCACAAAGUCACAGUCUCGAUCAACUCGCAAAACAAAGCAAGCUCAAUAUAUUCAAGAGAGAUUAGUCGGACCCCAUGCAUGGUCAGUCACAUCUGUUUCAUUUGAAAAUGGAAACGAUAAACCAAAUAUGUUUGUUUCUGGAUGUAUUGAUGGGUCUGUUGCGUUGUGGAAUUUACAAAACGCUACCAAUGGAUUUACAACUGAUGAGCUAGAAACACAUGCACCCAAAUCUGUUAAUUCUGUGAAAAUGCCAUACAAAGUGAACACCGUGAUGAUGCUGGAAAGUACCAAUGAGUCAAAAGCUGUUGUAGCUGUAGGAGGAACUGCCAAGCAUAAAGCCAAACAUGCCAUGGAUGCAUUUGCAAUUGAUCUAGUCUCGCUUGCAUAUUGA
This is a messenger RNA of Batrachochytrium dendrobatidis JAM81, 1146 nucleotides long. RefSeq lists its product as uncharacterized. Bases 1 to 1146 code for a protein of 381 amino acids. The transcript is spliced from 4 exons. Gene Ontology annotation, molecular function: protein binding. The record is from RefSeq and is a predicted model, not a curated record. Lineage: Eukaryota; Fungi; Chytridiomycota; Chytridiomycetes; Rhizophydiales.